UGCCGCGCAAGUGGAGCAGUAGUGGAGACGAUCGAAGGGCGCCGUACGUCGUGUUCGCUCGCCGUGACAAGAUCGAUUGAGCUUCUCUUUCUCUCUUCCUCGUCUCGCCCUCGCCUUCCGCCUUUUUCGCCUCGGAUCACAAGCUGCGACGCCGCGCGUUCAUGUCGCCUCCAUCCACUUGUUGUAAAGCUCGAUCGACCUCGCCGCCUGUCACAUCCUCUCUUUUCGGUCGUCUGAUCGAUCUCUGAGCGGGGUAAGCUAUAAAAAAGAUGUCCAUGGCGAGAGACGACGACGACGUCGAGGCGGCAGCGGAUGGUGGUCGUCACCGUCGUGAGCACUGGGCUGUGGCGGAGGACGGCGGCGGCGCGGGGGCUCUGGUGUGGGACUGCGGCAGCGCGCUGUACGACUCGUACGAGCUCACCUCCUUCCGCCGGCAGCUCGACGCCGCCGUGCUCUCCUGCGGCGGCGGCCGGUCGCUCUCCAUGCCGCACCACCUGCCGUCGUCGGCGCAGACGCAGCAGCAGCAGCUGCCGGCGGGGAGGAGGAGGCGGAGGCGGCGCCGGAUUCCGGAGAUGCUCAGGAGGCUGUUCGGCAAGGUGCUGCUCCGGCUGCGGUUCCCGGCGUCGAGGGCGGCGCGGGGCGGCUGGUACGACUACGGCGCCCACGGCGACGGCCGCCCGGGGUCGCCGUGGUCCGGCGCGCUGACGUCAAUCCCGGAGGAGAGCGCCAGCCCAGAGAACGGCGCGCUGCCGUCGACGUCCCCCUUGGUGGACGCCGGCGGCGAGCCGAGCGCGCUCCGGCUCCGCAAGGCGCAGUCGGAGCGCUUCGUCGGCAGCAAGACGGCGUCGUCCAUGGUGCAGUUCGAUGUCGUCUUGUAGCCGCUGCUGCAGCACAGCAGCAGUACACUAUUUACUUGUGCAGUUUGUACAACUAUUGAAAGUAGCUAGUGUUCUGUCUGAUCAUGUAACACUUGUAAUAUGUAAAUAGGUAAUUAGGUAAAUUUAGUCAUCAUGGAAAGUAAUUAAUUAAGCUGGCUUCAGGUCUUCAAGCAGUGCAACAGUGGGGAUUGAGACCUGCAUUUUGUUUGGUUGUGCUCUCAAGUUUGGAAGAUGGGGAAUAGAAAUUGAAUAACGGGAGCUUUGAAAUU
Molecule: messenger RNA, 1147 nt
Organism: Oryza brachyantha (malo sina)
Lineage: Eukaryota; Viridiplantae; Streptophyta; Magnoliopsida; Poales; Poaceae
Exons: 1
Coding region: 270-878 (202 amino acids)
Source: RefSeq, a predicted model, not a curated record